Messenger RNA from Xenia sp. Carnegie-2017, 2603 nucleotides. RefSeq names its product DNA replication licensing factor MCM6-like. The record is from RefSeq and is a predicted model, not a curated record. The transcript is spliced from 22 exons. NCBI's taxonomy places the organism in Eukaryota, Metazoa, Cnidaria, Anthozoa, Malacalcyonacea, Xeniidae. Gene Ontology annotation, molecular function: ATP binding; single-stranded DNA binding; single-stranded 3'-5' DNA helicase activity. Gene Ontology annotation, cellular component: nucleus; MCM complex. Bases 7 to 2424 code for a protein of 805 amino acids. Gene Ontology annotation, biological process: DNA replication initiation; double-strand break repair via break-induced replication; mitotic DNA replication.
UAAAACAUGGAUGUUACUGACAGAGCAACUGGAGGUGUUCGUCUUCGUGAUCAAUUGGCUGAGCAAUGUCAAAAAUUAUUUCAAGAGUUUCUUGAAGACUUUAAAGCUGAUGGUGAAAACAAGUACUUGAAUGAAGUACAAGAACUGAUACAUCCAGAAAGAAAUACUUUAUCUGUUAGUUUUAAUGAUAUUGAAAGUCACAACUCAAGACUUAGCACCAUUAUUCAAGAACAAUACUACAGGGUUUAUCCUUACUUGUGCAAUGCAGUACGGAACUUUACUCAUGACAGAUUUUCAAGUGAUAAUGAACAAAUUCCAAGUGGAAAGGAUUUUUAUGUUAGCAUAACUGAACUACCUACUCGGCACAAAAUUCGUGAGCUGACUGCCCAAAAGAUUGGAACUCUACUUCGAAUAACGGGACAAGUGGUUAGAACGCAUCCUGUUCAUCCUGAACUUGUUAGUGGUACAUUUACAUGCCUCGACUGUCAAACAGUUGUAAAAGAUGUUGAGCAGCAGUUCAAGUACACACAGCCAACAGUGUGUAGAAAUCCAGUUUGUCAAAAUCGAUUGAGAUUUAUGUUGGAUGUAAAUAAGUCAAAGUUUGUUGAUUUCCAAAAAGUUCGAAUUCAAGAAACACAAGCUGAAUUACCUCGUGGCUGUAUUCCAAGGAGUUUGGAAGUUGUGCUCAGAGCUGAGACGGUUGAACAGGCACAAGCUGGUGAUAAAUGUGAUUUUAUUGGCACACUAAUCGUUGUUCCUGAUGUUUCAAAGUUACAGUUUCCAGGUGCUCGAACCGAGAGCGAAAGACCUUCUGGUGAAGGAUUUAAUGCUGAAGGUGUGAGUGGCUUGAAGGCGCUCGGAGUUCGUGAUCUCUCUUACAGACUUGCGUUUCUUGCCUGCAGUGUCGAGUCUACAAAUCCUAGGUUUGGCGGGAAAGAUAUAGAAGGCGAGAUGACCGCUGAGACGAUCAAAAAACAAAUGACCGAACAUGAGUGGGAAACGAUUUAUAAUAUGACAAAAGAUAAAAAUCUUUAUCAGAAUUUAAUAAACAGCAUAUUCCCUACCAUUCACGGUAAUGAUGAAGUCAAACGUGGGAUUUUGUUGAUGUUGUUUGGAGGUGUUCCUAAAACUACUCGUGAAGGAACGACUCUCCGUGGUGAUAUCAAUGUAUGUGUUGUUGGUGAUCCCAGCACUGCUAAAAGUCAAUUUUUAAAGCAAGUGGAGGAAUUCAGUCCUAGAGCAGUUUAUACUUCGGGCAAGGCGUCUAGUGCAGCUGGUCUCACUGCGGCUGUUGUCAAAGACGAAGAAUCGCAUGAAUUUGUUAUAGAAGCUGGAGCUCUCAUGUUGGCUGACAAUGGCGUUUGCUGUAUUGACGAAUUUGAUAAAAUGGAUAUCAGAGAUCAAGUUGCAAUACACGAAGCCAUGGAACAACAAACUAUUUCUAUAACAAAAGCUGGUAUAAAGGCAACUCUUAACGCUAGAACAUCAAUUCUCGCUGCGGCAAAUCCUAUUGGUGGUCGAUAUGAUCGAACUAAAUCGUUGAAGAACAAUCUCAACUUAUCAGCACCCAUAAUGUCUCGAUUUGACUUGUUCUUUAUCCUUGUUGAUGAUUGUAAUGAGGUAACAGACUAUGCGAUAGCUCGACGUAUUGUUGAUUUACACAGUCAUAGAGAUGAAUCUGUCGAAAGAGUUUACAGUGUGGAGGAUAUUCAAAGAUACAUGAUGUUUGCGAGACAGUUUAAACCGAUGAUAAGUAAAGAAGCUCAAGAAUUUUUCGUUGAACAGUAUAAACAUUUAAGGCAAAGAGAUACGUCAGGUGUGGCAAAAACGUCUUGGAGAAUAACUGUUCGCCAACUUGAAAGUAUGAUUCGUCUUUCAGAAGCUAUGGCAAGAAUGUUUUGUCAAGAUAUGGUGCAACCAAAACAUGUUAAGGAAGCAUUUAGAUUAUUAAACAAAUCCAUCAUUCGAGUAGAAACUCCAGAUAUUCAGUUUGACGAAGAAGAUGAGCAACAAGAAGGUAUGAACGAGGAUGAAAAUGACGUUACUCCAGCAGAAAAUGGUUUGAUCAAUGGUCAUGGUGAUGCCAGUGGCACAUCAAAAUCAAGAGUUCGUUUGUCCUAUGAAGACUAUAGACAAAUGGCAAAUCUAAUUGUUAUUCAUAUCAGAGAAGAAGAGGAGAAAAAAGAAGAUGGAGAGAGCUUACGAAGAAGUGAAGUUGUUAAUUGGUAUCUAAAGGAGCUCGAAAGUGAAAUCGAAACAGAGGAAGAAUUGGCUCACCAAAAAUUCAUUGUUGAUAAAGUUCUUGAUCGACUCAUUCAUCACGAUCACGUCAUCUUAUCUUUGCAACAUCAAGAAACAGAGGAAACUGGAUCUGAGGAAGCUGAUCCAUUACUAGUUGUUCAUCCAAAUUAUGUAAUGGAAUGAGGCCCUUCGUAUACAUAUUGAUUGUCAAGCAUUAUGCGACAUCAAUUUACACUUAAAACCUUAAGACCAUGUUUUUUUAACUUGUUUUCGUAUGCUGGCUGGCAAGUUAAUCAUAAGUUUUAUUGCAGUUCAGUGUAAAGUUCCACAAAACAAAUCAAUUAUACUUAAUGCUAAAUCUA